AAUAAGAAAGAUAAUUGGUGGAAGAUUACGAGCACUAGCAUGUGGAGGAGCACCAUUAUCUCCAGAAACCCAUGAAUUUAUAACCACUUGCUUUGGUUCAAAAGUACUACAAGGUUAUGGAUUAACAGAAACUACAGCUGGAGCCACAGUUAUGGAUGUUGAGGAUGAUCUUCCAGGAAGAGUAGGAACACCAUUAAGUAGUUGUUAUAUCAAAUUAGUUAACUGGGAAGAAGGAAAUUAUCAUGUUACGGAUAAGCCAAAUCCUAGAGGUGAAAUAGUUGUUGGAGGUGACUGUGUUUCUGCAGGCUAUUACAAAAAUGAAGCAAUGACUAAAGAAUAUUAUAGAGAAGAAGAUGGAAUAAGGUGGUUUUAUACUGGAGAUAUAGGAGAAGUAUUUCCUGAUGGAGCUAUAAAAAUUAUUGGUAUAAAUUUUCUUAAAAUAAUACAUUAUAGGAAGAAAGAUUUGCUAAAACUUCAGUUUGGAGAAUAUAUCUCUCUUGGGAAAGUGGAAACAGAAUUGAAGACUUGUCCUUUAGUAGACAACAUAUGUGUUUAUGGAAAUAGUUUCCAAACUUACUUGGUAGCUCUGGUUGUGCCAAAUAAACGUCAGCUAAGAACUCUUGCAAAAGAACUUGGAAAAGAACAACUUAACUUCAAUGAAUUAUGUCAGGAUUAUGCAAUUACUUCUGCUGUGGAAAAAGCCGUCAAAGAAUAUGGAAUAAAAUGUCGCUUACAAAAAGUUGAAAUUCCCACUAAAAUCAAACUCUGUAAAGAAGAAUGGCAUCCCGACACUGGCUUAGUUACUGCCGCAUUCAAGUUGCGUCGAAACAUUAUUCAACAGUUUUAUCAGAGAUACAUCGAUGAAAUGUAUGGAAGCGAAAUCAAUGGUCAAUCAAAAUCAACUUGA
Centruroides sculpturatus (bark scorpion) is the source of this 907-nucleotide messenger RNA. RefSeq names its product long-chain-fatty-acid--CoA ligase 3-like. Lineage: Eukaryota; Metazoa; Arthropoda; Arachnida; Scorpiones; Buthidae. Bases 152 to 907 code for a protein of 251 amino acids. Gene Ontology annotation, molecular function: palmitoyl-CoA ligase activity. Gene Ontology annotation, cellular component: endoplasmic reticulum; lipid droplet; plasma membrane. The record is from RefSeq and is a predicted model, not a curated record. Gene Ontology annotation, biological process: long-chain fatty acid metabolic process; long-chain fatty-acyl-CoA metabolic process; neuron differentiation. The transcript is spliced from 3 exons.